This is a messenger RNA of Uloborus diversus, 6223 nucleotides long. It is a transcript of the gene Frl, whose product is annotated as formin-like protein. Gene Ontology annotation, biological process: cortical actin cytoskeleton organization; regulation of cell shape; cell migration. Lineage: Eukaryota; Metazoa; Arthropoda; Arachnida; Araneae; Uloboridae. Gene Ontology annotation, cellular component: cytosol. Gene Ontology annotation, molecular function: actin filament binding; small GTPase binding. The record is from RefSeq and is a predicted model, not a curated record.
AUGAUUGUAAUAAUUCAGUGGAGGUAAUGUUUGGGUCCGGUGUCGCAAAGGAUUAUGUAUAUCAACUCUACAACUUUUGUCUGUGUUGUGAUAAUAAAUAUUUAUAACGUGUGUACCUGCCACUUGGAGUGGAAAACAUGAAAACUUUAAUUGAAUAAACAGCGUCAAGAAGUGUUUCUUAUGGUGAUCGAACUUCCGAAAACAUCUAAUGCCAGGAUGGGCAACGCGGGUUCCUCUCGACAGAAUACGUACCAUCAGAGGUUAAAACAGUAUCCUGUUGACAGCAUGAAAAUGCCCAUGCCUGAGCAAAACGAGUUAGAAAAGAGAUUUACUAAAGUUUUGGCUUCUAUGGAUCUCCCACCUGACAAAGUGAAACUUCUAAAGCAAUAUGAUGAUGAAAAAAAAUGGGACAUGAUAUGUGACCAGGAAAAAGUUAUGGCCAAAGCUUCACCAGCAUUUUACCUUCGCAAAUUAAAAACAUAUCUAGAUCCAAAAGCCUCAAGAAGUUCUCGGAAACGGAAAAUUCUUGGGGAUGCAACAUCAACUCAGGUUUUAAGGGAUUUGGAAAUUUCUUUAAGGACAAACAAUAUUGAGUGGGUUAGAGAAUUCCUGAAUGAAGAAAACAUGGGCCUUGAUGUUUUAGUUGAUUACCUCUCCUUUCGUCUUUUAAUAGUCAGGCAUGAGCAAAUUGUUACACAAGCAAAUCACGAGGAAGAAAUUAUACCGAAUGGAAAUACUUUAAAUACAAAAAACAGACCUUUACUUCACGUUGAGAGCCUAAAAGUGCGAAGGGCGACGAAACACAUAGCAAAGCUGAAUAUGGGUGAAGCCAAAGAUGACAUUCAUGUAUGCAUUAUGUGCUUACGAGCCAUAAUGAAUAACAAGUAUGGCUUUAAUAUGGUAAUAGAGCACACACAAGCAAUCAACUGUAUAGCACUAAGCCUAAAUCACAAAAGCUUGAGGACAAAAGCUUUGGUUUUGGAACUCUUAGCUGCAAUUUGCUUAGUGAAAGGAGGACAUCAAAUCAUCCUGGCUGCGUUUGAUAAUUUUAAAGAAGUUUGCGGAGAGAGACUCAGAUUUGAGACCCUUAUGGAAUAUUUCAUAAACUAUGAAGUUUUUAAUAUUGAUUUUAUGGUUGCAUGUAUGCAGUUUGUUAACAUUGUUGUUCAUUCUGUUGAAGACAUGAACUUCAGGGUUCAUCUGCAAUACGAAUUUACUCAAAUUGGCUUAGACGAUUAUUUAGAAAAACUAAGACAGACUGAGAGUGAAGAGCUUCAAGUUCAGAUCUCUGCAUAUUUGGACAAUGUUUUCGAUGUCGGUGCUCUCAUGGAGGAUUCGGAGACUAAGAGUGCCGCUCUGGAACAAGUUGCUGAGUUGGAAGAACAGUUGUCGAGGGCAAAUGAGCAAAUUCAGGAAAUGGAAAAUGAGCUUAUGGCAAGAUUAGUUGAAUUAGAAACACAUUUAGAAACGGUCACUAGAGAAAGGAAUGACCUUUUGGAACUGCACAAACAGACAGACGAAGAACUAAAUACAUUAAGAAGAGCGGUGUCACAAAAAGAGGAAGAGUCUAGGCAGAGGCAAAGUCUUUUGGAAUCAAAAAUACAAGAACUGGAAGUGUUGCAAAACACCCUUCCUAGAGGGUCUACAAUAUCUGGUAAUACUAUGGAUGGUCAUGCACCAGCAAUUCAGCAAGCUGCUCCUCCUCCACCACCUCCCCCACCAAUGCCAGCUGCUGCGCCACCUCCUCCUCCCCCGCCGCCUCUACUUCUUAGCAGGCCACCACCUGGUCCUCCACCAAUGCCUGGUAUGAUGCAAGCGCCACAAGAUGCUAUGACAAUCAAAAAGAAGUUUCAAACAAAGUAUAAACUACCAACCCUUAACUGGAUAGCCCUGAAGCCUAACCAAGUUAAAGGAACAAUAUUUAGCGAGCUUGAUGAUGAUAAACUGUAUAAUGUGAUUGACUUUGGAGAAUUUGAGGAGCAUUUCAAAUUGGGAAUUCAAGGUGGAUUUUCUGAUCGAACAGAUGAUAUAAAUGGAAGCAAACGGUUUAAGGUUCCUGAAAAAGUUACUUUACUAGAACACAACAGACUAAGAAAUAUGGCUAUUUCUCGAAGAAAAGUAGAACUUCAUUGUGAUGUUGUUGUGAAAGCGAUAAAUGCAUUGGAUUUGAAUACUCUUUCUCAGGAGUAUGUAGAAAUACUUCUCAGAAUGGUGCCUACGGAAGCUGAAAUGAAGGCAUACAAAGAAUAUGAAAGAAAUAGGAAACCUAUUGAUGCAUUGACGGAUGAAGACAAAUUUUUAUUCCAGUUAUCAAAAGUUGAAAGAUUGUCACAAAAACUUCAUAUCAUGAGUUACAUGGCUAGUUUUGUUGAAAACAUUCAAUUGAUAACCCCUCAAGUUCAUGCUGUUAUUACUGCUUCUCGCUCAAUAAAGAAUUCAAGGAAGAUCAAGAAAAUACUAGAAGUGAUUUUGGCCUUCGGCAAUUAUAUGAACAGUUCCAAACGGGGUCCUGCAUAUGGCUUCAAACUACAAAGCUUGGAUAUGCUGGCUGAUACCAAGACUGCUGAUAGGAAAAUUUCUUUGUUGCAUUACAUUGCAGAAACUGUUAAAGAAAAGUUUCCACAAAUUUCAAACUUUGAGAGUGAACUUUUAUUUGUAGAGAAAGCUGCAUCAGUUUCAAUGGAAAAUGUUCUAACUGAUGUCCAUGAGUUGGAAAAGGGGAUGGAUCUGUGCAAAAAAGAAAUGCAGUUAAGAAGGGAUGCUCGAGAUGCUGCUGUACUAAAAGAAUUCUUGAGUGUUACUGAAGAUAAAUUACGGAAACUGAAAUUUGACACAAAAACAGCACAGGACUCAUACUCUGACUGUGUUGAAUAUUUUGGUGAUAGUUCUCGCUCCAUUGCUGCCAAUGCAUUUUUUUCACUUUUUGUACGAUUUUCCAAAGCUUACAAGCAAGCUGAACUGGAAAAUGAAGCAAGAAAACGUCAGUUGGAAGCUGCAGCACGAGAAAGUGAAAAGAAUGCUGCAGAAAGUGUAUCUAAGAAAAAUAAUGUAAAUUCUAGAAAAAAUAAUCAGGAAGCUGUGAUUAAUGAACUGAAGAGUAAAACAAGACAAGUGAAAGAAACGCGUCUUUUAAAGCAAGAUGAAGUAUACAAUGGUGCUCUGGAGGAUAUAUUACUUGGUUUAAAAAGUGAACCAUAUCGUCGGGCUGAUGCUGUUAGAAGAAGCCAGAGAAGAAGGCAAGAAAAUAUUAGACUAUCCCAUGCUAUGGAUGAAUUAGACCUCUGAAAAGAAUUCACAAUUUUUGUAAUUAUUAAAACCAAGUUAUGUGCCAUGUUUGUUUUUGCUAUAUUUAUGAUUAAUAGCUGAUAUUGUUACGCUUCUCCUUCCCAAUGCUUGCGCAACCUCCCAGUCCCCCACCCCCUUUUUUCUGAAAGGUGCCUUGAAAGGGAGAUUUUUUUUCUUUCCACUAAAGUUAACUAUUAAUCUUUUACUUAAACAAAAAAAUAUUUCACCUCUGCUAAAAUAUUUUUUUUCUUUGUUAUAUAACAAAAGGAAAUGCUUGAAAUUUUUGAAAUAAAUCUUUGUAAAUAAUUCAAGACAGUUGAUAACUCUAAUCUCCCUUUAGACUUAUAUUUUUAAUGACUUGGCUUUUUUUUUUUCUGACUUUAUUUAUUAUUUUUUUUUUUAAAGUCACUAAUCCAUGACAUUUCUGACAUCUCAAUUUAUAAAAAGCAUCAAAAGAGACUCCAGAUAAAAAUUUAUGAAAUCUAUUUUUUGCAACAAAUAUUUAUGUGAUAUAUAUUUUUUAUGCAAACCUUAUUUUCCAUUUCCCCCCUCUUUUUGCACAGAAAUUGUAAGAUUUAUAAGAUGUUUGUUUUGUCUGCUCAUAAGUUAGCAUGCUUCUUUAGCUUUAUAAAACUUUGGGUCUGUGUUUGAUUUUGAUACUACUGUGUGAGAAUGGUCUGUACACUAGAUUCCAUUUUAAACUGCUGCUCAAACUGAUUGGCUUGUUACAGGGUUUUCUGAACAUUUGUUGACAUGGAUUGCUAUGCCCUCUGCCCCUAAAAGCGAUCUGGUUUAUUGUUAUGUAUAAAGUGUAAGAUAUAAAAUAAAUAUUAUUUGAAAAGAGAGUGCAAUUGUAAAUAGCCAUAGAAAAUUUUAAAUGUUUGCCCAUUGUAAAAUGUUAUUGUUUGUUCUUUGUCCUGACAUAAAGUGCCUGAAAAAUGAAUAUAUAUUCUUUUUUAUUCAUAAAUAUGUUGUAGCAGAAUUAUGUACAUAUUGCUUUUUGUUUAAGCUACAAUAUGGGUGCAAAAUAGAAAUGUGUAUGUUAAUGUUGUUUAAAUUAAUUUUCAAUAAUGAAAAUAGUUAUCCAAAAUCACUUUAUGCCUGUACAAUCAAUCUACAUGUUUUAAAACCAUACCUCUUCUCUCGUUUUCUUUUUCCUUUUAUUUUAUUUUUUCUCAUUCCAAACUGCUGUUUAAAAAAUACAGACUUUUUUUUUCUUUGUCUAAGUAACCUACUCAAGGCAGGUAUAGAGAUUUUAUGUAAAUAAUUCCCAAUUUGUAACCAUUAUUUUCGUUUGCAAUCAGUAUGAAGGUUUUCAAUGUAUUUAAUGAAUUAUUAAUUCAUAAUUUUCUAAAACAAAAAUUUUAUAGCAUGUGCAUGCAACUAGUUUCUAAAGCUGCCUUUAUUUGACUGCUUUACUUUCUGUGAUUUUAGAUCCUGCACUUUAUGAAUUGUUUGUUGUAAAACUUUAAACUGUGUGUUAAAAGCACUAUAUAGAAAUGUUUAUCUCUAUAUGGAAUUGUUUUCUUGGCUACCAUAUAAUUAAACAACAAAUUGGUAUGUUUUGCUUAUAGGUAAUUCCAUUGUAAUAGAUACAUCAGUUGUUGCUAUGAACACCCGAGAAUGUGGGUGUUUGUGAUCCGAAAAUUAUGGGCUAACGGCACAUUCUAAAACUUAAACAUUGUUUUGAUUUAAAAAAAACUGUUAUUUAUUUGUUUAUUUAUUUUUCAAUUAUUUCAGUGUUUUCUGUUUGCAUAUUUGAGGAGUUUUCAUGGAGAGGGGGGGGGGGCGAGCUUCCUCAUAAUUCUCAAAAAUUUCAUCUUUGUUUUCUGAAAAUUUUACUUGUGUCCACUAUCACCCCUGCUGUGAAGACCCAAUAUAUUUUACAUUCCUUGUUUCAUUGAAUAAAUAUUAUGUAGAAUGUAGACUCAAUUUUUUUUAUAAUUCAUUUAAAUUUUGUGGAAUCCAAAAACAAAUUUUAACUGACAUUUUUUGGCUUAGUAAGGGAUGUAUCGUAUGAGAUACAUCCGUUACUGUUACUGAGCAAAAAAUAUUACUUAAAUAUUGUUUCUGGUAAUCUUCAAAAUUUAAUUGCAUUAUAUAGAAGUUGAGUCCAUGUUCAACAUGAAAUUCAGGAAAUGAAACACGGAACUUAAUGGUAUGGAUCUUUAUAGGCAACAAUUGAUUUAUCAGUCACCAUAGAAUUGCCCUUAUGCUACUUUGUUUCAUUAGUCGACUUUGAUUCCUAUUGUUAUUUUUUUUUAUUAAUUUAUUUAUGAUGAAUUUUUACUCUAGAUUUAGGACUUCUAUUUCUUUAUGAAAUGUUAACUCUCUAAUUAGUAAAGAGUUUUGGUUUUUCACAUAUUCUCAAUAAUAAUCUGAAAAUAGUUGCUAUUCUAAAUUUGCAUUUUGUGCAAUUUUUUUUUAAUUCAAAAAAUAUAAAUACUUGAGACUCCAAAGUUUGCUUUUAAACUGCAAUUGUAAAUUGUAAUUACAAGGAUCUCAGUUUUAAAGAAAGUGGAAAAUAUUUUAUUCUAUCACUUCUUGAUCUCAUUUUUGUCGAUCCAAAUAAAAAAAGUUUUUUAUUAUCUAAUUUAGAUAUAUAGCAUUUUAUACUUACAUUUUUACUUUGUAUGCUCAUUGAUUUUUUUUUCUAAAUAUUUUUAAUUGUGCUUUUUUUUUAAAUGUUGAACUUGGGACCACUAAUAGAAAUAGUGUAAUGAAUUUUGAUAUGCCUUUACAUAUACACCAAUUUUCUUUUUGUUUUUAGUAUCUAUGUAAGAAACACAAUGCAAUACAAACCAGGAAAAAGUCUGAUAAAAAUUGUUGAAACUUUUUAAUCAUAUUUUUAAAAACGUAUUGUUCUUUGAUAAAAGGAAUUCUUUUAAAAGCAUCACUCUAUGUAUAUUUGUUGAAAUAAAAGAUGUUUAAUGUUUUU